CCUGACCGGCCCUCAACCGGUACAGCCGAGGGAAGACUUUGUCCUUUUUCUUUUCAUAUGCAAUUCUCCACUCCUUCCCCCCCGAAAAAGCCAAGAAGCACCUUCUCAGUCUUGUCUCAUACGCGUACAUGUUUCAAGCGUGAAUGCUCAAUUUCACUAUGCGCUCCGGUCUUUGAUCGACCGGGGAAAGAAAAAUAAAGAGAAAUCUUCUGAAUCAUUUACCCCUCACUCCGUCAUCAUCCUAAUCCUCCUUCCCUCCCACACACAAAAAUAAACAAAAAUGGCAGACGAUUCACUAUCAGCGGCAAUCAAAGAUGAACAAGAGAUUCAAUUGGACCCAAAGAAGUCAGCCGCUUCUUCUAUUAAAUCGUUCCUUAGUGGUGGUUUCGGUGGUAUUUCUUGUGUUUUGGUAGGACAUCCUUUCGAUCUAACAAAAACUCGUUUACAAACAGCACCUGCAGGAACAUAUACCGGAGCAAUGGAUGUCGUUCGUAAAGCAUUAGCAGCAGAUGGUAUCAAAGGAUUAUACAGAGGAAUGGGUCCUCCUUUGGUCGGUGUUACGCCAAUGUUUGCCGUUUCUUUUUGGUCUUUUGAUUUAGGAAAAAAGUUGGUUUAUGCUUCAACGCCAAAUAGAGAAGAUAAGAACUUGAGUUUACCCGAAUUAAUGUUUGCCGGUUUCUUUUCUGCCAUUCCAACAACUUUGAUCGCCGCUCCGGCUGAACGUGUAAAAGUUCUAUUACAACUUCAAGGACAAUCUUCAAAUGCCGGACCAAAGUAUAACGGACCUUUGGAUGUCGUUCGACAAUUGUACAAAGAAGGUGGUAUGAAAUCCAUUUUCCGUGGAACAGGGGCCACUUUGGCUCGUGAUGGUCCUGGAAGUGCAGCUUACUUUGGUGCAUAUGAAGCAAUCAAACGUGGUCUCACACCUGCCGGUCAAGAUCCAUCUCAAUUAAACAUGUUGAACGUUUUAACUGCAGGUGGUUUAGCAGGAAUGGCAAUGUGGUCAAUCGCAAUUCCACCGGAUGUGAUCAAAUCUCGUUAUCAAGGUGCACCUGCAGGAACUUACAACAGCUUCUUGCAUUGCUUCCGUGUUACUGUUGCUCAAGAUGGUUUCGGCGCUUUGUUCAAAGGUGCAGGUCCUGCAAUCUUGCGUGCUUUCCCUGCCAAUGCAGCUACCUUCUUAGGUGUAGAAGUCAGUUUGAAAUUGAUGAACCAAUUGUUCUAAUCGACAGCCCUUUACAUAGACAAAUCCUUUUCAAUGCUAUAAAUACGGAAGCAUUCCAACCAAAACAAUAAAGGACGCUAUGCAGGUGAUAAGAGUUUGUCAUUUUUCUUUUUUAGAUCAAGAAUUUAUCACAUUGUACAGUUUAAUAGAUCAAUCCAAUGAGU
This is a messenger RNA of Meira miltonrushii, 1389 nucleotides long. Its product is annotated as putative carnitine/acyl carnitine carrier. Gene Ontology annotation, molecular function: O-acyl-L-carnitine transmembrane transporter activity. Gene Ontology annotation, cellular component: mitochondrial envelope. Lineage: Eukaryota; Fungi; Basidiomycota; Exobasidiomycetes; Exobasidiales; Brachybasidiaceae. The record is from RefSeq and is a predicted model, not a curated record. Bases 281 to 1225 code for a protein of 314 amino acids. The transcript has a single exon. Gene Ontology annotation, biological process: mitochondrial transport; carnitine transmembrane transport.